Branchiostoma belcheri (Belcher's lancelet) is the source of this 905-nucleotide messenger RNA. RefSeq names its product EF-hand domain-containing protein D2-like. Gene Ontology annotation, molecular function: calcium ion binding. The transcript has 4 exons. The record is from RefSeq and is a predicted model, not a curated record. Lineage: Eukaryota; Metazoa; Chordata; Leptocardii; Amphioxiformes; Branchiostomatidae. Bases 187 to 828 code for a protein of 213 amino acids.
GCCCGUUGCUCUGUCUAUGACGUCGAAUUAAAAACGUUUUUAUACUAUUAUGACAUCAGAAUAAGCCAGUGCAGUGAGCACUAGUGACCACAAGUCGAGUAUAGUGCACUGAGUGAGCACCGUGACUUUUAGGUACACUCCACACAGACGUUAUUUUAGUAGUUUGCGCGAAAUUUUCCCGCGAAAAUGGCCGAAAACGAGCUUGCUGACAGACUCGCCCGGCAGGCGAAAAUUGCCGACGGCUCAGCGACGGACGAGCCGAAGAAAAUGCGGGAGUACGAAGAUCCGAACCAGAAGUUCGCCCACCCGUGGCCCGAGUUCUCCGACUACUUCUCUCGCGAGCAGUGCAAGAAGUAUGAAGAGCUGUUUCAAGAGAGUGAUGAGGAUAAGGACGGGUUUAUCAGCUAUGAGGAGCUGAAGAGGCUGAUGGAGAAACGCGGAGACCCCAUGACUCACCUGGAGCUCAAGGCCAUCAUCAAGGAGGUGGACGAAGACAAGGACGGCAAGAUCAACAUGAGAGAGUGGUUGUACCUGUGGAGUAAAGUAAUGAAGGGAGAGAUGCCGGAGGGCUCAGGCCUGGCCAAACUGGUGGAGGCCCACAGCAAGUUUGGAGCCUCCAUCAAAGUACAGAAGGCAGCCGGCGUCGGAGGAGCCAAGGGGUUCUUCGAAUCCAAGAUGAACGAAGAUGCAGACAAGGAGAAGUACCAACAGGAGAUCCAGGAGCAGCAGCGGCUGGACUACGAGCGCAAACGGCAGGAGAAGGCGGAGAAGGAAGCCGAGGAACAGCGCAAAGCCGCCUUCAAGGCACGGGCCGGACAGUUCGAGUAGCCAAGUCCUCACCUGUGAUUUUCAGUACUUAUCAAGUCGAACUUCUGUAACCAACCAGUUUGAGCAGCAGUGAUUUU